CCCUUGUAGGUGCCGUCCGCCUGGACCUCUGCCGAAAUGCCAAACUUGGUGGCCAAGAAGAUGUCGGCACGACGCUCAGGGUGCAGCUUGAACCACUUUCCGAUGAGAAUCUCAGAGUCGCCGUAGGCAUCCGAGGUGUCCCAUGGCGCCAUAGCAGUCGAUACCGAUGCCCAUGAGACCGAAUCCGACGGGAGGGAUUUCGGGGCCAUUCUUGCCAAGCUUCUUCAAGACGGUGGAAGGCAUUUUGAAAAAAAGAGGAAAGCUGAUGUGAGACUGUUAGAAUUCUUUUAGAAUGAUGAAUAUGAUAUCAAUGAAGCUGUUGGAUUGAAGCUAGUGCUGGUGAUCUGGGAGAUGGCGGUCCGGCCACACCAGUUUAUAUACGCACAGAUUGAUGUCGAGAAGACACAGACGACAACUUGUGAGACUGAUAUUCUAAGCAAUGUUGUGUUUUGCUCCAGCUUGAUCGUCACUCCUCACCAACGCCAACGCCGCAUACCAACGCGGCAUCCCACAUCACAUCACAUAACGUUAUGGCCACCGACUCGUUUCGCAGGGAAAUCCGCACAACUGGAAGCGUCGAGAAUUACCACAUUGGACUACGACCGCACGAGAGCUGCAAACGCCGCUAUGUCCGACUCCUCACUACUAAUCAAGUCACAUCAAGCCCCCUUUCGAGGCACGAAUCAUAUAAAUACUAUAUCCGAAAACAGCACCCAAAAAACCAGUGCCGGCUUCAACUCCGGGCUCAGCUCCGGGUCCGUCCCCUCAGGCCCUGGGCGGAGUAGCGGAGAAGUGGGUCGCUUCCGGAGCAAGCAAACAGGCGGCUCUCGCAUGAUUUAAUUUGUCUUACUGCGACAAUUUAAAUAUUUGUCAUCUCCGGCCUCACAAUCAGGAGCGACGGUCAACCAUCCAAUGUUAUCACAAGAGAGACAAA
Trichoderma harzianum CBS 226.95 is the source of this 934-nucleotide messenger RNA. RefSeq lists its product as hypothetical. The coding region runs from base 352 to 840 and encodes 162 amino acids. Lineage: Eukaryota; Fungi; Ascomycota; Sordariomycetes; Hypocreales; Hypocreaceae. The transcript is spliced from 2 exons. The record is from RefSeq and is a predicted model, not a curated record.